Nymphalis io (European peacock) is the source of this 749-nucleotide messenger RNA. RefSeq lists its product as uncharacterized. The record is from RefSeq and is a predicted model, not a curated record. The transcript has 4 exons. Lineage: Eukaryota; Metazoa; Arthropoda; Insecta; Lepidoptera; Nymphalidae. Bases 63 to 749 code for a protein of 228 amino acids.
AUGAGUGAAAUAUGCAAACUAUAAAAUAAUUUGGUAAAUCCCCGUUAUCUUAUAAAUUCAAGAUGAUGUCAGAAGCUUGUAGCUGCUUUAUUUAUUCAGCUAUAAUACUAAGUCUGUUCUUCAUUGACUAUCUCUUAGGGAAUGGCCUUGUUGUAAAGUUGCAGAGAAUAUUUUGUAAAGUUUUUUGUGGUAUUCGUAAAUACGUGAGAGAAGAAAAGUAUUCACAGAUAACGGGGAACGAGAAUUUCAUCAAUUUGCCGGUUCUGGUCUCCGAAAUUGUGUCCCUUGGAUUAGCAAUAGCGUUUUUGAAUAAAUACAAACAUAACCGUGGCAAGGACAAAAUUGAUGAUCUUCUUCAAGAAAGUAGGGAGGCGUUACGGCAGACCAAUGAGUUUCUUGAAAAAUGGCGUCUAAGACGGAUAAAUUGGCAGGUCCCAAGCGAGUAUUCGUAUCUAGAUGAAGAACCACAGGAGAUUAAGCCUCUCAAGCUCGAGGUGCCGAUCCUUCACAUGGCUAUAGUCGACACUCUUGGUUCUACGAAGAUCCGGUCAGACCGUGGAGACGCGGGUGACAUGGCCAGUACCACAGAAUCCACGCUACUUUCAAUGACGUCUCUACUCGAUGACGAUUUGCAAUCGAUUCCUGAAGUAAUAGGUGAAGAUAUAAACGAUACGCUGCAAGAGAUUGAAAUCCGAGAUCGAUAUUUAUGGGAUGUUUUAGAAGAAGAUGCGAGUUUAGAAGAAUUUUAA